AUGUAUGCAGAUUAUGCAAGACCCUCUAGCUCCCGUAAUCAUCCAGGGUACUAUACAGGUUCUCCAAAUGAUCAGCUAAAUGCAUAUCCUUCUAACCGCUCAUCGUCUGUAUAUUCUUCUAUUACGAGCCCGGAUCAUCAGCAUUCUACCACCACAAAUCCUGAUAAUCAGCCAAAUACAAUCCCUUCAUCUCUAUAUCCCAUCAACAGCCCUCAUCCGCAACUUCCUGGAGUUGAAUCUUCGGUACCAGUAGCGCUUGAUGAAAGUUCUAACAGUGAACGUAUAAGCAGCCAAGAUAUAGAGAACGUUUUUAAAUCCCUAAAUGAAAAA
This is a messenger RNA of Brenthis ino (lesser marbled fritillary), 330 nucleotides long. NCBI's taxonomy places the organism in Eukaryota, Metazoa, Arthropoda, Insecta, Lepidoptera, Nymphalidae. The record is from the annotation of a GenBank genome assembly.